UGUAAUUUUAUGAAAAAAAACUGAUUAGAUAAUAUUUUUUUACCAAUAACCUGAGAAGUCACCAUUAUUUACCCGAUUAUCUUAGCGAGAAGUUAUAUUUCUCUCCUUCGGUCCAUAUAAUAAUAAUAACAAAAUCCAUAGGUAAAUCAUGAAUAUGUGAAAGUUUUUCGUUAUAUUUAUUUUGCCCACCUAUCUUCGAGUUCAGGCGAGAUUCCAACCAUUUCCACUACUCAAUCACUGUAACUUUAAGAUUCACCAUUUUUUCGCUUUUCCCAGAAGUUUUUCAUGGAACUUUUAUCGGUUUUCCGGAAACCGUUAAAUUAUAUUGCGGCAAUUGGACAACUGAACGUCAGGAUACAUUCAAAUAUUGCGACACUUCAGAAAAUUAGUGCUAAAUUCAAAAUCUUAUUAAUUCAAUUAAGGCAAUUAUUCGUGUUGGUACCAAAAAAACUAUAUAUUUCGGUCGAGAAGGCUAUUAAAUACCUCGCAUAAUUAUGUAUAUUAUAAAAGUUCUCGGUUUAUAAUGUACUAUUAUAUUAUACAGGGUGUCCCGGAAUAUGUGGGCAUGCUUUCGGAUUUGUACAGGGAACGUUAAAAAAACAAGUUUCUAUAAAAAAAAAUCCAGAGGGCCCCUACGGAGAUACAGGACUCUAAAGGAACCACCUGAGAAUUUUUUUUUAAAUAACUUUUAGAAGACUAUGCAAUUUAAUUAUUUUCUCACACAAUGAACAGUACAUCAUUGCUCCUAAAAAGAACCGAUGAAAACAUUUUUAGCAUUUCCAUUGCCAGGGAUGGACUAGGUGGAGCACAAUAAUAGUAUUUUUUUUACUCUUUACAAUGAAGACACGAAAAUAAUGUAUUUAGGUAGCUUUAACCUUAAACUAAAAAAUACAUUCUUGAUUCAGAACGGUUUUCGAGGAAAAAAUAUGUUUAUUGAGUACAGAAGUAUAGAAAAUAGAAGAAUUAAUCAAGCAAACUAAGCGUUUAACGUGUCCCAUUUGCUAAUUUACUGAAGAUAUCGAAGGGAUUUAACCAAGGCUUAGCCGCCUUAAAAAAAUUUCCAUUGGAUAUUACGAAUACUAACAUCUUUUCUUGGCUAUCUAUCAUCAGACCAGGUUUUUAUUGGCUCGUUUGAACCUCCACUCCUCUAGGAAAUGAACAUUAAGAGACUGAAAACGUUGAAAACAUGUCAGCUCGUUUAAAUUCCAUGUUUCCACAUGUUCCCGGUGAAUCUUCAAUUAACAGAUCCAAACGAUUAGGAUAAUUAUCAUACACUGAAGCUGGUUAAUUUUUUUUGUCUAACCAGGAAGUUUCUUUCAGUACCUACUCCACGUAGCAAGGUUCCCAUAAUUUAUCCUAGUUUUCCAACACUACCAGUGACCUUACAUGUUCAUUUAAAAUGCCGUAUCAAUGUUUAAAGGCGCUUACUCCUUGUAACUAAUGAGUUUUUACCAGUUCACGGGAACUUGGCCUACAUUCUUUGCCUCAAUAAUUAAUUCCUGUUUCACGUAUCAAGUUUAAAAGCUCCACCCUUAAACAAUGUUUCGCCUUCGUACGCGACUAUUGAGUGCAUAACGUCUUACAUUAUUCCAAGUGUGGGCAGGCUUUCCAUUACUAGUUUUUUAGCAUAAUGGAAUCAUUAUUUGGAUAAAAAGUUUAGAAAUAUUGCGCUGUAAGUAUGCUAUUUUAAUUACUGGAAUUUUGUUGGAUUUUAUAUAAUUAUAUUAAACCUUAACUACAUUUCCAACACAUCAUUAAUCAGCAGGCAAAUGUAUACAAUGAGCGCAAAAAAUGUUUUAGCGUCACCUAUUGAAGCUAAGAAGAGAAAAUGUACAAUAAUCCCGGAACACCUUUACCACAUGGAAUGAUGGACAACAGCUAUCAAAUUCCUAAUCAGAAUAUAUAUUUUGAUGAUGGCAUGCAGUUUUACAGAACUAAAAAUCAAAAUACAAUUACAAAGGUGGCUCCUGUCCCUCCUCCAAAGUAUUCCAAUGCUGAAAAUAUGGAAAUGAUGGAAUCCAUUGACGAUAAGAGUGUGAAAAAAAGUGUAAUAUUUGAUAACGUGAAACCUAUUUUUGUUACCAUGAGGUUACUAGGCAUACUUCCAGUUGUUCGCCGUGGUUCAAUUUUCAUUAUUUCUACAAAAUGGAUUAUUUACUCCUUCCUACUAUUAUUAGCGGUUGCUGGUUUUAUUGGAUAUUUGAAAUAUUAUAAUAUAAAUGUAACAAGAACUGCUGAAGGACGGUUUGAAGAAGCAGUAAUAGAUUACCUCUUCACUGUGUAUCUGGUACCAAUAUUUGUUAACAUACUAGCCUUAUACGAAGCGAAAAAGCAAGCAAAUGUGCUGACUCAAAUGGUCUCUUUCGAACGUAUAUAUACUAGGAUGUUUAAAAAGCGAAUUGGAUUCGAUUUGGGCAGUAAGCCAUUGGUGAUGACGGUCGUUUUACUGAUAUUGGGAUGUGGUGUAAUGGUCAUUACCCACUUUUCAAUGGCAAACUUUAUCAUCUAUCAGGUGGUGCCAUAUUGCUAUAUAAACGUGAUAACUUUCAUUAUAGGUGGAGCCUGGUAUAUUUAUUGUGAUAUAAUAGGGAACAUUGCUACAUGCCUGGCUGAAGAAUUCCAGUUUGCUUUACGCAACAUUGAAUACUCCAAUCGAGUAUGUGAUUACAGAUCACUGUGGAUGAUCCUGAGUAAAAUAAUCAGGAACGUGGGAAAUUCAUUUGGGUACACCCUAACUUUCCUCUGUCUGUAUUUGUUUUUCGUCAUAACUUUAACAGUUUAUGGAUUACUGUCUCAGAUUCAAGAGGGAAUGGGCGUUAAGGAUAUUGGUCUCACAAUAACUGGAGUUUCAGCAACUCUAAUGUUAUAUUUUAUUUGUGAUGAAGCUCAUUAUGCAUCCACUUGUGUCCGGACAUACUUCCAGAAAAAAAUUCUGCUUGUUGAACUUUCAUUUAUGAACGAGGACGCACAGCAAGAAAUAAGCAUGUUCUUACGAGCAACAGAAAUGAAUCCUACCGACAUGUGUUUGUGUGGUUUUUUCGAUGUCAAUAGGAAUUUGUUUAAAUCGUUAUUGGCGACAAUGGUAACUUAUUUAGUGGUUUUGCUACAAUUCCAAAUCAGCAUACCUUCUUCGGGUGAUGACGUAACAAACAACACAACAAAUACUACUCCAAGUGCUCCUAAAUAAGCGUAAUUUUUGCUUUUCUAUAAAAAUAUAAUAAGAAAGUUUACACAAUAUGAUAUAUAAAUAUUCUAUUUUGUUAAAAAACCAUUGUAUUCAAAUACUUUUUGUGGAAAAAGUAAUCUGCAAUUGAACAUUAAGGGUUACUCUUUGAAAAGAUCACUAUUUCAUUCAAGUCAGAAAUUCUAUUCAUGACCCAAAUUUAAAUAAAUGUUUUUUAUCCCGAAAUUAAACGUUAAAGCAAACACGGUUACGAAACUAGCAUGCAAAGAAUUAGUUGUUUAUUAUAUGAAACUUAACACAUAUCGAGAUUUGUACCUACUUUCAUCAGGAACCUUUGACUGCUCUGAUAAUGCGGAGUUUCAUUGUUUCAUUUAUGUAUAUAACUCUAAAGUGGCUAUUUUGAUCGCACUUUUUUAUCUUGAAAGUAGAAAAGUCGGCUAUCAGAUGCUUAGGAAUUAUUAGUCCUGGUUAGCAAUCAGAGCUGUUUCUUAAAUAAAGUGUUUUUGAAAAAUUUUA
Molecule: messenger RNA, 3700 nt
Organism: Dendroctonus ponderosae (mountain pine beetle)
Lineage: Eukaryota; Metazoa; Arthropoda; Insecta; Coleoptera; Curculionidae
Product: gustatory and odorant receptor 24
Exons: 7
Coding region: 1829-3187 (452 amino acids)
Biological process (GO): sensory perception of taste
Cellular component (GO): neuronal cell body; axon; dendrite
Source: RefSeq, a predicted model, not a curated record